Messenger RNA from Sphaeramia orbicularis (orbiculate cardinalfish), 3288 nucleotides. Its product is annotated as ras-related protein Rab-40C-like. The transcript has 5 exons. Lineage: Eukaryota; Metazoa; Chordata; Actinopteri; Kurtiformes; Apogonidae. Gene Ontology annotation, molecular function: GTP binding; GTPase activity. Bases 541 to 1500 code for a protein of 319 amino acids. Gene Ontology annotation, biological process: intracellular signal transduction. The record is from RefSeq and is a predicted model, not a curated record.
AGUUAAAUUGUCCGUUGGUAGGAGGUUGUGGUCGAUACCUGAACAUGGAUGGAUAUGUUUCAUCUUAGGAAUUGUUUUUCCUGAGCGAAGUAAAAAGUCGCGUUAGAUUAAACUGAGUGUCGUUUUAUGUUGUACUAGCCAAUAUCGUUUCGGCUUUGUUACCAUUGUAUUUGCGACAGUGUGUUAAUGUCGUUUGGAUUAGCUGGGGAGCUAACAACCAGCUAGUAGCUAAGGUUGUUUUGAUUAUUUAUAUUUACGCAAACAUAAUAUUGUCAUUGUUUGUUGCACGCUCUGUAGUAUUGUUAAAACAAUUUUUCGAUAAAUGUCAGAUUUGGUCGAAUCGCUAAAUAAUCACCCCGCAGAAGAAAACGCGUAGAUAAAUAUAGUUAAUAUAAAUUACUGGUUGUGCUCCAGCUAGUUGGCUGUGAGGCUAACGUCAAACGGCUUUGUCUAGCGACCAUUGUUGGGGACCGUUUGGUUUGCCCUUUUCCCCAAACAGUGGUCUGGCGAGCUUAUAUAGCUCUCUGUGAAUCGGAUCCAAUGCGUGGGAUGAUGGGAACUCAGAGCAGUCCUGUCAAGAGUUAUGACUAUCUGCUGAAGUUUCUUUUGGUGGGAGACAGCGACGUUGGGAAGGGAGAGAUCUUAGAAAGUUUGCAAGAUGGAUCAGUGGAAUCUCCCUAUGCCUACAGUAGUGGCAUUGAUUACAAAACCACUACAAUUCUGCUGGAUGGGAGAAGAGUGAAAUUAGAAUUAUGGGAUACAUCAGGGCAAGGCAGAUUCUGCACCAUCUUCAGAUCUUACUCCCGGGGGGCACAGGUUGGGAUCCAUCAAACUAUUAAUGUGUGUAAUUUUCAAUUUCAUGUAAACUUUUUUUUUACAUUCUUGAAUUCAAUUGUACAGGGCAUCCUGCUUGUAUAUGACAUAACCAAUGGCUGGUCAUUUGAUGGCAUUGACCGCUGGAUCCGGGAAAUUGACGAGCAUGCCCCAGGUGUGCCAAGGAUUCUAGUAGGCAACCGCCUGCACCUGGCUUUCAAGCGGCAGGUUCCAACAGAGCAAGCAAGAGCUUAUGCAGAGAAGAACAGCAUGACUUUCUUUGAGGUCAGUCCGCUGUGCAACUUCAAUGUCAUUGAGUCCUUCACAGAACUUUCACGCAUUGUUCUGAUGAGACAUGGCAUGGAGAAAUUCUGGAGACCCAAUAGAGUCUUUAGCCUCCAAGAUCUGUGCUGCCGUUCAAUUGUUUCAUGCACACCGGUGCACCUCAUCGAUAAGUUGCCCCUUCCUGUGGCCAUCAAGUCCCACCUCAAGUCCUUUUCCAUGGCCAAUGGCAUGAAUGCAGUCAUGAUGCAUGGACGUUCUUACUCUGUGGCCAACAGUGCAGCCUCUGGUGGUAGUGGUAGUGGAAGCAAAGGCAACAGUCUGAAGCGUUCAAAGUCCUUCAGGCCUCCGCAGAGUCCUCCAAAGAACUCAACGUCGUCCAAGGGGAACUGUAAGAUAUCAUAGUGAGGAAGUGGAGGAUGUUGCCUCCAUAGGGCCAAUAUUAAAGGAACUGCUGCUCCUAAGAGGCCACAAGACCAGAGAGGAGUAUGGCGAGCUACCAGCAGAGAUGGAUUUUACUGUGAACUUUGCAAAAUGACAUGGAUGGUUGGAUUGUCUCUGUUGUCCUUGGGCUUGCUGGUGCCAUCUUGUGGAUGUCUGUUUACUUGUACUCUUAACUACAGAGGCUCACUGUGAUCAAAUAUGACAGAAAGUCUCUGGGACCAACAGAUGUGAAUCAAGGAUUAUCGCUCACCUGAUGACACUACGAAUGCGCGGAGGGACACUAGCUAGCUUUUGCUUGGAAAGUGGCAUUUAAAACUGAACUUGAAGUUGUACAUACAAGUAUUGUGCGUGUUACUUGUGAUGUGUAUUUGGUGAUUGUUCUGGAGAUGAGCCCUUUGUGCUUGUUUUGUCUUGAGUGUUGUGGGAAACCUGCAUUGAUUCAUAACUUAUCUGUGGGACUUAUAGCCUUUGUCAGGAGUUAAAAACCUUUUUUUACGACCUGAACAUUAUUCAAAACUCAGAUUAGUUUUGAGAAAGACAUACAUGCACGACUGGUUGCAUGACAGGCUAGUGCUGGACUAAAGCUUGGUAAAGAUGUCCAUAGAAAAAAUGUUUAGGUCAGAAAUGGUUAAUGCCAGAUUGUGAGACGAUCCGGCAAAGGCAAGUAAAGUUGUUUUAUUGAAAAGAUGUGCUGAUUUAUAGUCCUGUCCACUCCUCCUUAAUCUCCAUCAGUCACUGGUUUGGACAGCGCAGACCUUGUAUGCCUCUAAAUUGCAUAUCCUUGAUUUAAUCAUUGCUGAAACUGAUUGUUUAUGUAAACAGCAUGAUCACUUUUCAUAUGUUAAUUCUGUGGGCUAUUCAAAGAUUGGUUGGUGCUGAUGAGGAAACAAAUGCAGAUGUACAUACUGAAUACCCUGUCAGUGUUUUGGCCUUCAGAGGCAUGGUUUGUUAAAGGAGUCUUUUUAGCUUUGUGUAAUGGACAGGUUGAACUCUCAGAAAAGUGAUGAAAGUUUUUUAAUUUUGUGUAUAUUAAUUUUCAAUGUGUUUAUGUAUAUGCUCUGUAUUUAUGAAUGUACAACAAUAUUCAUCUGGUAUUCAUUUUCUGUGGCUGUGUGGUUAUACAUGGGAUUAACAUAAUCAGAGGUGAAAAGCCAUCUGCUACUGUAUAUUUUACUGAAUGUUGCUGCUUUUUUUAUGUUUUUGCAUUUAUACUUUAUUGCUGCUUAUUUGGUUAAUGUGAUUUUCUAAGAUUUCUUAGAAAUGCAUUUACAAAAGGAGAACAUUUGAUGAAAGACAAAUUAUGUUCAAUUUGUCAGGUUUUUUUUUUUUCAACAUUGAAAAUAUCACCAGAAACAAUGUCGUGCCUCAUAAAGUUUGUUUUGGAAAUGCACAAUUUCAACUUUUGGUUAAAAUCACUAACCAAUGAUUGUUAAAAAGAAAUGUACCUACCUUUUUCAGAAAACCAAUAUUGAAUUUUCAGUCAUCUUUCCACUCCUGUUGAACAUCUGCUGCAUUUCCACUCAAACAUUCCCAGGUUCAUGGCUGUCAGUAAUAAGACCAGAUGGAUAAGUGGGUGCAUGUGGUUGUGUAUUGAGACCAGUACAACGGUUUUACACAACUCGAGUGGACGUUUGAAUGUAGCUUCAGAGCUGUUGUCAUAAAAUGGACUGGACACCAGAUGGAUUACAAUUUUGUAUCUGACACGGAUAUUGAAGCCACCCCUGAAAAUAAAAGUAAAUUCCAACAGUU